AUGGGAAAGAAAACAAAAGUAGGAAAGCAAAGGAAAGAUAAAUAUUAUCAGCUUGCGAAGGAAACUGGGUUUCGUUCACGCGCGGCGUUCAAAUUAAUCCAGUUAAAUCGAAAGUUUGGUUUCCUUCAAAAAUCACGAAUAUGCAUAGACUUAUGUGCAGCUCCAGGUGGGUGGAUGCAGGUGGCUCACCAAAACAUGCCUCUUUCAAGUAUUGUCAUAGGUAUAGACUUGUUUCCAAUAAAGCCUAUUCCAGGCUGCAUAAGUAUUACAGAAGACAUUACAACUGAAAAGUGUAAAACAGCUAUAAAAAAGGAAAUCAAAACUUGGAAAGCAGAUGUAGUAUUGAAUGAUGGGUACAUUGCUCCCGAUAGCAUUGAUCCGAAAUUGCUAGAUGCUAAAUAUGUGUUUGAAGACUUAGAAAUAGUAAAGAAAACACACAACAAUAUCUUGCACCCUGAAAAACAAAAGAAAGCAAAAGCAGAGGGUUAUAAAGAAAAUGAUUACACAACACAUCAUAAAGUCAUGCUGUCUGAAUUUCUGGCUAAAGAAGAUCCAAUUGACUUACUCCAAGAAUGUUCAGAGAUUGUCAUUGAUGAUGAAGAUGUGCAUAAUCAUCCCAAAACUACAAAAGAGAUAAAGGAGUGCUGCAAAGACAUAAAAGUAUUGGGACGAAAAGAUGUAAAAGCAAUAUUGAAUUGGUUGAAGCAUAUUAAAGAAUCUAAAAAAACUAAAGAACCCACUGAGGAAAAGGCAGAUGUUGAUGAGAAGGAGGAAGACAAAGAUGAAGCUGAUAAAGAGGAAGAAACUAUUGAUGAUGAAGUGGCUGAGUUACAGGAUGAAGAAAAACGGCUAUUGAAAAGAAAACGAAAGCAAUUAAAUAAACAAAGACAGAAAUUGGCUGAAAAGAUGAAUCUAAAAAUGGUACUAAAAGGCGAUGAUGGCCCAAUAUUGGAGAGCAAUGAUAUGUUCAGGUUAUCUGAUAUUAAGGAUGUUAAGUUUCAAUUAAAUAUGGUUAUUGAUCAAGCUCCGGACAUUGUGGCCGAGGCCAGUGAUUCUGAUGAUGAAGGGAAAGUAAAACAAAAAUACAUGAAGUAUGAUGUGGAGGACUCUAAGCUUGACUCAUCAGGACUCUUCUAUAAAGACUCUGACAGUGAGCUUGAAAUGGAGAGUGACUCAGACCAUGAAGAUAAGCAAUCUUUAGGUUUUUCAGAUUCCGAAAAUGAAUCUAAGGACAUUGACAAACUUACAAAGCUUAACACAUUAAGGAAUAGUAAAUUAAAAGCGACACCAGCUAAAGCCAAGAAGAACCCUUUACUCACAGACUUAGAUGACACUGAUCCUGUAUCAAGAAGGUCAAUGAAGGCUGAAUUGUGGUUUCAGAAGGACAGUUUUAAAGAUAUUGAUAAUGAAGAAGACGAGGGAGUGGAUUUGGAUAAAUUAGCAGCAACACAUAAGAAAAAAGGUAAAAAAGUGGCAGAUAGCAAUAUAUCUGAUCUCGGGAGCCAAAAACGGAUGAAAAGAAAACAAAGUGACUCAGAAAGUUCUAGUGAUGACAGUGAAUAUGAUGUUGAAGAGAAUGUCGCGCCUUCUGUCGAAAGUGCUGGAAAUAAAAGCGGCAAAGGGAAAGAUGGAUUUGAAGUAGUUUCUCAGGACCCAGAGUUAAAAAGGUUAAAGAAAUCAAUGAAAAUGGACGCAGAGACACUUGCGUUGGGCACAAUGAUAGCCACGUCUAAGAAGUUUAAACGCGACCUGGUUGACGACGGAUGGAACCGAUAUGCCUUCAACGACAAGAAUCUUCCAGACUGGUUUGUUGAAGAUGAAAAUAAACACAUGAAGAAGGAAGUUGUUGUUCCAGAGAAAUUUACGGAAGAAUACAAGAACAGGUUGCAAGAUAUUAACGCGCGGCCAAUAAAGAAAGUCGUAGAGGCUAAAGCGAGAAAGAAGAAGCGUAUGAUAAAGAAAAUGGAACGUGCUAAGAAGAAGGUUGAGGCCGUUAUGGAUAAUGCCGAUAUGUCAGAGCGAGAGAAAUCACAACAAGUGAGACAGCUAUAUAAGAAAGCGCAAACCGAGGUUAAGAAAAAGGUUACAUAUGUGGUCGCCAAAAAACAUACAACAGCUAAAAGAAUGAAGCGACCCACUGGUGUUAAAGGACAUUAUAAGGUGGUCGACCCGAGAAUGAAAAAAGAUCUCCGCGCCCAAAAGGCUAAGGAAAAAACAAAGGGCCGCGGGAAGAAAGGAAAUAUCAACAAAAAUAAAACUAAGAGUAGACCAGCUAAAAAGAAAGGAAAGAAAGCAAAAUAG
Messenger RNA from Pieris macdunnoughi, 2301 nucleotides. NCBI's taxonomy places the organism in Eukaryota, Metazoa, Arthropoda, Insecta, Lepidoptera, Pieridae. The record is from the annotation of a GenBank genome assembly.